Brienomyrus brachyistius is the source of this 3003-nucleotide messenger RNA. It is a transcript of the gene lysmd4, whose product is annotated as LysM, putative peptidoglycan-binding, domain containing 4. The transcript has 3 exons. The coding region runs from base 132 to 923 and encodes 263 amino acids. NCBI's taxonomy places the organism in Eukaryota, Metazoa, Chordata, Actinopteri, Osteoglossiformes, Mormyridae. The record is from RefSeq and is a predicted model, not a curated record.
GGUGGACAUUCCGAUCCAUCAGGGGUUGGCCGCCACGCAGCGCGGUGGUUACUUUGUAUCUCAGGCAUAAUGUGAGCCUUUUAGUGUUUUGUUAUUAUGUAGGCAGCAAACACCCUGCAUUCAAAGCGGCCAUGGGCAGCCCCGGGGAGAGGUUCCCCCGAGCCUUCCAGGCGCCGGUGGACGUCCACGCCAGCGCCGAUGGUCAGGUGUACGUCUUCAGGGGUGUGCGCGAUGACUCCGCCGAGUCCUCGGAGGAGGAGCUGGGCAUGGCGCAGCGGAGGCCCCGCGGACGCAGGUCCGGGCAGGAGCGGGCGCGGGAGGGGGGCGUCCUGCUGCUGGAGCGGCCUGUCUCCCACGUCGACAGCCUCAACAAGCUGGCCCUGCAGUACGGCUGCAAGGUAGCCGACAUAAAACAGCUGAACAACCUGAUCCGUGAGCAAGACUUGUAUGCCCUGAAAUCCAUCAGAAUCCCCGUGAAGAAGCACGGCCUUCUAACGGAGCUGAACAACGAGCUGAUUUACAUGCACCCAGAAUCCCACCUGCCUUCCUCCCAGGGCACCGCCGCCCCACAUCUUCCUGAUUAUACUGACUUCCUCAAAGAGAUCGACCGUGACAUCGAGAGGCUCAUACAGACCACGGACAGCCAGGACGAGGUGCCGUCCAGCGGCCCGGGGGUCCCACAGCAGACAUCCGGGGCCGGCUCGUCACACAGCCAUGGGGCGGACUGGGGCAUCCAGUGGUGGAACGCUGUGGUUCUCAUGCUUUUGAUCGGGGUCAUCCUGCCUCUCUUUUAUGUCGUUUACUACAAAACGCAGGACAGAGUGAUACAUCCCCUGGAGAGCAUGGUCAACACCUCCAUGUCUACCUCAAAUGGCAGUGAGACGAACGGCAGCUUGGUCAGCCACCUGCUUCCCUCUCAGUAGGGAAAUGAGGAAGGGAAAGUGAGCUGCUGUGGACCUGAUGAUCAUCAUGAUCAUGUGGGAUUUAUCGCCACGAUGGCAGUUGGCCUUCUCCAUAUUACUAACGGAAAGACGUUUGCAUCCUUAUAAUCGUCCUUUAAAAAAAAAACACCAUUUUUGCCUUCUGCGUGCAUUUCCUCUAAUUUUUUUGCUUGUCCAAUUGUCUACAGCUUUUGUCUUUGUUAUGGUUCUAGCUCCUUACAUCACCCGGCACGCAGCCAAGAAUUUUGUUUAGUUUUUUUUUAUUAUUAUUAUCUUUAGUUAGCCUACUGUGCAUCUGUGGCCAUAGGUAAGUUCCGACAUUUCUUUAGGAUACAUUAUUACAUUUUAAGCUAAAAUAGUCUAGAGCCACCCAAGUUGGGGCAUUUUGAGCUACUAAAAGAUCAGAUGAUUAAAACACCAGUGUGAAAUGUCAUAAACACGGUGAUACAUGCACAUCCCUGCCCACGUCCUUUGCUGUGUAGGGUUUUCUUCAGUUAUUUUAAUAAGCCGGAAUUUUAUUUGAAAAACAGUGGCACCUUUGCAACUUGAGUAAGCUAAAUAAUACUGAGUAUUAAGGGGCAUAUUUAAGCGAUGAGCAUUAAGGGAUGUCCUGUACGGUGUGGUGAUGCUAAAAUUAGUUUCCCUACUUACUAAAAACGUUUUUACCGAAAACAGUAGAUCUCUGUUAAUAAAACCCGUAAAAGGUACAGGUAGUUUUGGCUUUAAUGAUGCAGUUGCCAAGUUCACUUUGCAAAGCCAAUAUCGUGUCAAACCAAUGUUGAAAAUUCAGGAAUUACGCUAUUUUAUAUAUUAAACCUUUUUUUAAUUGUUAAUUAUACAGUAAGAGAAACUCCGUAACCAAUUUUGAUCGGUAUGAUGUAAGCCUAUGUAAAUAAUUAGUCUGUACUUUGUGAUAUUAUUUAUCUAUAUCUGUUUUCUCCAUAACUUAUUUAAUUGGAAAAAUUACAGUUUUAUUUGUACGAUGACGUGUAAGAGAUGCCGCUUGUCAGAUGUAUUUCACCUUAUACUAGAGUAAAACAGGGCGUGGCUCAGUGACAUAUUACCCUCACCAUUAAGUGCUUCUGCACCUUUAAGUUCGGAACAGGCGUUUUUAACUGCAUGCUGUAAUCCGAGUGACCAUCUGGGUUAAUUAAUUUAACCUGAGUUAUUGCCACAUUGCCACAUGGGAGAGUUUUCUGUGCACGAUAAGAAACGUGCGCGGGGACAGUGACCUACGUGGGAUUCAGAUCCGCUUUCGUUCGCCUGGCUUCACCUCCUGAAGCUGACGUGAUCUUCCAGGUAUGUCAGGUUUUUGUCUUAUAUAGCGCCUUUCUGUACGGACUAUGCAGUCCUGUUUUAUCCGGCUCUAAGCUGAACAUAAGACUUGAUGUCUUUUAGUUGAGCGAAUGUGGAUGAGAAAUGGUGCUGGAUAAGUUCCUGCUUGCGUCUUCGGCCUCGCGUGUUGGGACUUCAGUGCAUUGAUGCUCUUAUUCACAGGCACUUUGACUAUUCUUGUAUAUGUAAUAAAACCAGUAUUGUUAUUUAAUUAAAUCUGGAUUGGCUAGACUCGCUAAUCAAUUCUGAAAAAGACAUAAUUAUCAUGUGAUCUUAUUUGCAAUUAAAUGACUUUUGUUGGGAUUUCUGUAAACGGUUCGGUUUAUGUUUACUUUUAUCUUAAAAUUUAUUCAGUUUUAUUUUCAAGGAACUUCAGCAUUUUUCUGUGGAUUAAAGAUUAUUUUAGUGGUACAAUCUUAACACAUUGCAAUUGAACUGCGGAUGUGGAAUGGGCCUGUUGUAAAAAUAUUCAUGGUUCAUUUAGUUUUGUUUUUUGGUAUCAUGUUCGAUGCUUCCAAUCUCCAAAGCUGUUACCUCUCUGUGAUUAUGUGCCAAACUAACACUUGGUAUUUAAAAUAAUUUUAAUACAGAAGGAAAAAAAGAGUGUCAGUUUCUUAACAGUGCAGUAAUUCAUAUUCAUGUUAAUGCAGAAAAUGAGAAUUCGGACAAAAAUGCCACAUUUGUAACGUCUGAAUAGUUUUUCUAUUAAAGUAUUUCUGACAUUUGA